This is a messenger RNA of Aedes aegypti (yellow fever mosquito), 1240 nucleotides long. RefSeq lists its product as uncharacterized. The coding region runs from base 332 to 790 and encodes 152 amino acids. The record is from RefSeq and is a predicted model, not a curated record. The transcript is spliced from 3 exons. Lineage: Eukaryota; Metazoa; Arthropoda; Insecta; Diptera; Culicidae.
GAACACACUUCUGAACGGACUUUCACUGUGUCAACGUCGUCGUGCUAGAAAGAUUUUGCCGUAGUGGCGGGUUCGAUCCCCAAAAAAUUUCGGAGAUUAUCGCGAAUUGUGCCCGUCCUUGAAGGGUUGUGCAACGUUUUUAGUUUCGUUUGAAUCUUAUUUUUUUCGGUGUAGCCUUCUUUCCUCUGUAGUAAGUUUCCUAAACUGUGUCGCCUUCGAGCCGUAGAUCAACACUUUGAUUAAAAUUUUAUUAGAAAAUUGCGUACCAAUUUAGUGCGGAUUUAGUGUCAUUGUGGUUGUUGUGAUUUUGCAGCGUAAUAUUUGAAUCACCAUGAAGCCGUUCGCAUUCGGAGUGCUCAUCGCCGCCACCCUUUGCGUGGCCAACGUUUUCGCGGCCGAUGAAGCGCCAAAGGAUACCGACGAAGACACGGUCAAGAUCUACAAGCGGCUCAUCCCGGCCGAUGUGCUCAGAGAUUUCCCCGGAAUGUGCUUCGCCUCUACUCGUUGUGCCACCAUCGAACCUGGAAAGUCCUGGGAUCUGGCUCCAUUCUGUGGACGUUCGACCUGCGUAGUUUCGGAAACUAACCCAUCUCAACUGCUGGAACUGGUUGAAGAUUGCGGACCACUGCCACUGGCCAACGACAAGUGCAAGCUGGAUACGGACAAGACCAACAAGACCGCCCCGUUCCCGUACUGCUGCCCGAAGUUCACCUGCGAGCCAGGCGUGAAACUGGAAUACCCAGACGUCAAGGGCCCGGAAGCUGCUCCGGAAGACGACAAGAAGAACUAAGCUGGGACACCCGAAAUUAAAUCCUGAAACGACCAACAUGAGAACAACAAAAUAGAGUAUUGAACACCCAACCUCAAGAGCGUCACACUUGGUUCGGUAUUCUUCCGUUUUUUUUUUAUUAUUUGUACCGAUACCGGACGUAGACUAUUAAGGCUAAUCUCAACAAAUGGCGCAAAAAAGUGUAUUAUCGAACAAGGAACACACCAUAUACCUAUUAGUCAAGUAUGUGAUAUUAGAAAUAUGUAUUUAUCAGAAAAGUACUAUUUUAAAACACAAUAUUUCGUUACCAAACUGUUGGCGCGAAGAUUGCGCAGUUUGCCGAUUUUCGCCGAAUAUGGACAAAUUGAUUAUACUCAAACAGUCUUUUUCUCGAUGUUGCUAAUACUUAAUUUUGUUUUGUCACAUGAAAAAGUACAGAUUUUAUAAAUAAAGUUCUCAUUUUUCACUAAA